This is a messenger RNA of Hydra vulgaris (swiftwater hydra), 2746 nucleotides long. RefSeq names its product zinc finger protein 665. NCBI's taxonomy places the organism in Eukaryota, Metazoa, Cnidaria, Hydrozoa, Anthoathecata, Hydridae. The record is from RefSeq and is a predicted model, not a curated record.
UCUUAAUAGCGCAUUAUUAAAAAGAAAUCACUAAACACUUCAUAUUGUUGUAAGAUCAUUAAAAUUAGAAAAAAUCACAAAUUCGGUAGAGAUUACAAACUUUAGAUUAGGGAAGAAAUGCCUCGUGCGUUUUUAUUGAAGCGAAACACUAAAGGUUUAUCAUUAAGCGAAGAUGAGAAUGAAGAUAGCGACAGCGAUUCUUGGAAAAUUGAAUCUUCAAUGGAACAAAAAAAUUUUAGUUUAGAAGAUGAAGUUGACGAUCAAUUAAGCAGUUCAAGCGAAUCGUCGUCCGGUGUAAGCGAGUUAUCGUCGCUUUCAAGCGAACUAUCCGGUAAUAGCAGCGAAAAAGAAAAUCGAAUUGAAAACAUUCUUAAACAAGAGGAAAAUAAAGAUGUUUCGACUUCACAAUUUCCCCGUUCCUUUUUGGAAUUUUUGAAUGAUGAGCGGAUUCAAAAAAGUCUGGCUUCCUUCAAUUAUCACAGCUGUAAAAUAGAGAAUAACAAAAGAGCCAAUGAAAAUUACUCCAAACCAUUAUACUUUACACCAACAUCAGCUGACCGUCCUCUUCAUCAAUUUCCGAUGCAGAACUAUUUAUCCAGUGGCAUUCGAUCAAUUCAUCAUAGUUAUAACUAUCCAUUGUUCAAGAGUGUACUCCAAGAAAAUCAAGAAAUUCAUCUACAUUCACGAACAAGAGCACAAGAUCGUCUGUACCCUUGCAAAAUUUGCGGUAAAGGAUUUAAACGUUCAUCAACGUUGUCGACACAUAUGAUGAUUCAUGCUGAUAUUAGACCAUUUGCAUGUUCUUUUUGUGGCAAAAAGUUCCAUCAAAAAUCUGAUAUGCGUAAACAUACUUACACGCAUACCGGUGAAAAACCUCAUAAGUGUGGUUAUUGCGGAAAAUCAUUUAGUCAGUCUUCAAACUUAAUCACCCACUGUCGAAAACAUAAAGGUUUUAAACCUUUCCGCUGCACAUCUUGCUCAGAGGAAUUUCAACAAAAAAUUGAUUUAAGACGCCAUAUGUAUAUUCAUCAGAGUAGAUCUCUAAUUGAUAUUGAAAAUAUAAGUUUAAAGAAUUAAGCAACAUUUGUGUGUUAUCGAGAAACUAAACGACGUUUGUGUGUUAUCGAGAAACUAAACGACCUUUGUGUGUUAUCAAGAAACUAAAUGAUGUUUGUGUAUUAUCAAGAAAUAACAUGAUAUUGCAUUCUGGAAUCACAUUGUGCUUUAUAAUGAAAGAGGUUAUUCUAUUAUAUCUCCAUAAAGAUCUUUUACAUAUAGAUAACAUUAUUGUGCAUUGUUUUGUCUACAUUAUACACUGAUUAUAAUAAGCAUAAUAGAUUAUUUUUAACUACGCUUAUUGUAUUGCUCAAACCAUGGUCACUGUGAACAGUAAAAAAGAAAAGUACUAUACUAAAACUCAUUCUUCAAAAGAAUUUGAUCAGACAUCUACGUAUAUUUUUAUGGCUUAAAUCAUAUAAUAUUACGUUUGAUUAAAUUUUAUAUAUUUUUGAUUAAACUUUAUAAAGAUUAAGUAACUAGCAGAUUUUAUUAAAAAAUUUUUGUGACUUGAGUGCAUUUAGUCCUAGGCUCUUUGAUUUAAAUGUUUUUAGCCAAUGUUGUAUACAAUGUUGUAUAAAGUUAAUGUUACUUUAUUUGUUUUUGAUAUUUUAAAAAGUGAUAUAAGUUUUAUAAAAUCAAAUUUUAUUACAAAUAGAAUUAAUAGUUACUUAUGUUUAUUCUCACUCACCUUUGAAGGUGAAAAUAAACAUUGCAGAACAAAAGUAAAUAUUUAAACAGUACAUAACGUUGCAGGUUUUAGUACUGUUGAAAUUUUAUUUAUUGAUGUUGUUAUAACUGAUUUGUUUUUUUAUCGUUAUUGUUGCUAUUGUGUUUGGUACUGUUGGUGUUUUAAUCGCUUUCGUUGUUGUCGUUAUUGUUGCUGUUUUAAAUAUUUUUGUUACUGUCGUUGUUGUUGCUCUUAUAACUGUUGUUACUGAAAUUGAUUCAGAUGUAAUUGUUAUUGCUAUUGCUAAUUAUGUUAUUUUUGUAGUUGUUUUUGCUAAAGCCUUAAUGUUUCUGUUGUAGUUUUGCUGUUGUCGGUAUUGCAGCAUUUGUAAUUAUUUUGAUAUUGCCGUAAAUGUUUCUGUUGUAACAUUGUUAGUGUCAACAUUGCUGCUGUUGUAAUUGUUUUUGCCGUAGUCGUUAAUGUUUCAGUUGUAAUUUUGUUAAUGUCAACAUUAUUGCUGUUUUAAUUGUUUUUGUUAUAGUCGUUUAUUUUUCUGUUAUAAAUUUGUUGUUGUCGGUAUUGCUGCUUUUGUAAUUAUUUUUGCUAUUGCCGUUAAUAUUUCUGUUGUAACACUGUUGGUGUCCGCUGCUGUUGUGUUUUAGUCACGUUGUUGUUGCUGAAAUGUUAAAGUUACACAAUUUUAAUGUAUUCUUAUGAUCUUAUCGUUUUUAUCAUAUUUUUUCUAAAGUACAAUGUAUAUAUUUUUUAAUAAUAAUUAUUUUUUAUUUGAUUGUUUAUUUAUAACUUUAAUUAUUUUUACAAAAUAUUUACAUUUUUAAACUAUUUAUUCAUAUUUUACUUGAAGAUUUUUUUAUACAGCAAAAACUUUGUAAAUUUAAACUGCCUCUAUUAUAAACAAUAUUAUAUUGUAUUAUAUCCAGUAAUGUAAAAUUUAGUUUACUUUAAAUAUAUACUGUUAUACUAUUUCUUGCUGCAUAACAAGAUAUGGCAAAUUUUUAA